This is a messenger RNA of Punctularia strigosozonata HHB-11173 SS5, 497 nucleotides long. RefSeq lists its product as uncharacterized. The record is from RefSeq and is a predicted model, not a curated record. NCBI's taxonomy places the organism in Eukaryota, Fungi, Basidiomycota, Agaricomycetes, Corticiales, Punctulariaceae. The coding region runs from base 174 to 395 and encodes 73 amino acids. The transcript has a single exon.
CGACGGAUGCUUGCGUACCUAGAUCCGCCUGCAGCUUACGGGAUCUCUGGCCAUGCGAAGCCAAGGCGUCGAGGGCGAGUCUCGACGUCACCGGCGCCCUCGAUACCUUCGAACUACAACAGGGCGCCGUACGCAGAACCUCGCCGAGGAGCUCCUGUACACUCGACGAUCGUAUGCACCCCAGUCUAUGUUUACCGAUUGUGACGACGACGGACUUUACGCGCCCCGAUUCGACCCAGUUGAAACGCGGUGACGCCGCCCGGAUGGCCCUCGUGUAUGUACAGCCAGGUCAUAACGGAUUCACCCGCUGCAUUUGGGGACGGCUGUCCGGUUGGCUCAAGACGCCGUCGUUUCGAUACCUCGUGUCCCCUCGUGCACCAACGGCGCUUGUUUGAAGUUUCGUAGUCAUCGCGGAUCACCGUCGACGUUGUAUUGGCUCUACGAUGCGGGGGUAUCGAACCUGGGCUCAUUGCACGGACGGACUCACUGCAAUGAUU